AUGUCGGCGGCUAUUGGCGGAGAAACUGGGAUGUUAGAUGUGGGAAGACACUGUGCUUAUUGCAGGCAGCUGGACUUCCUGCCCUUCCACUGUUCAUUUUGCAACGACGAUUUCUGCUCCAAGCAUAGACUGAAGGAAGACCAUCACUGUAAAUGGUUGCUGGAACAAGAAGCGUCUUCUAAGAACAAUGAAAGAGCAACUAUGAGCCAGAGUGGUAUAGGCUCAAAAAACGAGGCGUAUUUCAAGAGCCUGUUACCAGAAAGAGCACAUGUUAGAGUGCAGAUGGCGGACAAUAAUCGGGAACCAAAGAGAGACAUCAACAUUGCUAAAGUUAGUUCCAGUUUAAAUUCAAAGACGUUGGAUAAGAUUUUUAGGUUUUUUCAGAGGAAUGAGAAAAGGAAGAAUAGCAGUAAAUCCAAAAAGACGUUCGGCUCCUCUUCGAAUAAAAUCAUUCAACUAGCGAACCUCAAGAAAAUGGCUAAAGGUGAUACGAAGAUUCCGUCACAAAAUAGAAUAUAUAUUUGGUGCUACUCGGUAGAUGGUACUGAAAAGGAUACUGGCAAAGAAGACUUGAAAGAGCCCAUAUAUAUAAACAAAUUAUGGCCUGUCGGUAGAGCCAUGGACUACCUGUCUAUCCACUUGAAUGUGAAAUCUAGUACUUUGACUAAUUCAACUUCCAAUGAGAAGUUUCAACUGUAUAAAUUGAAAGACAGUGGCCCUUCAGGUAAACCGAUUUCCUUUGAGAAGCUUGAACCUUCUUUGAGAGUUACUAAUGAGAUCAAAGACCUUGACACUUUGUACUUGGUUCAUGGUGAUGCAGACGAAAAAUUUAACUAG
This is a messenger RNA of Saccharomyces eubayanus, 837 nucleotides long. It is a transcript of the gene CUZ1, whose product is annotated as Cuz1p. Gene Ontology annotation, molecular function: zinc ion binding. The coding region runs from base 1 to 837 and encodes 278 amino acids. The record is from RefSeq and is a predicted model, not a curated record. Gene Ontology annotation, cellular component: cytoplasm. NCBI's taxonomy places the organism in Eukaryota, Fungi, Ascomycota, Saccharomycetes, Saccharomycetales, Saccharomycetaceae. The transcript has a single exon.